Molecule: messenger RNA, 1530 nt
Organism: Botrytis byssoidea
Lineage: Eukaryota; Fungi; Ascomycota; Leotiomycetes; Helotiales; Sclerotiniaceae
Exons: 8
Coding region: 1-1530 (509 amino acids)
Biological process (GO): proton transmembrane transport; proton motive force-driven mitochondrial ATP synthesis
Molecular function (GO): ATP binding; ATP hydrolysis activity; proton-transporting ATP synthase activity, rotational mechanism
Source: RefSeq, a predicted model, not a curated record
AUGUUCAGGAGCGCCAUCCAAAACUCUGCCCUCCGGGCUUCAAGAAGCGCCUUCAGACCAGCUUUGUCAACUGGUUUAAGAGCUGCUUCUGCUAGAUAUGCUAGUGAUAGUGCGAUACACGGCAAGAUCCAUCAAGUCAUUGGUGCCGUCGUUGAUGUUAAAUUCGAUACCGAGAAGCUCCCACCCAUUCUUAACGCCCUCGAGACCACUAACGGUGGUAACAAACUCAUUCUUGAGGUCGCACAACAUCUGGGAGAGAAUGUCGUUAGAACUAUUGCUAUGGAUGGUACCGAAGGUUUAGUCCGUGGUCACCGCGCAACCGAUACUGGAUCCCCAAUCAUGGUACCAGUCGGUGCAGGAACCCUCGGUCGUAUCAUGAACGUUACUGGUGACCCAAUCGAUGAACGGGGACCUAUUAAGUGUAACAAGAGAUCACCAAUUCACGCCGAUGCUCCACCUUUCACUGAGCAAUCCACCGCUGCUGAGGUUUUGGUCACUGGUAUCAAGGUUGUCGAUUUACUCGCUCCUUACGCUCGUGGUGGAAAGAUUGGUCUCUUCGGAGGAGCUGGUGUCGGAAAGACUGUGUUCAUUCAAGAGUUGAUCAACAACAUUGCCAAGGCACACGGUGGUUACUCUGUUUUCACUGGUGUUGGUGAGCGUACUCGUGAGGGUAACGAUUUGUACAAGGAAAUGCAAGAGACCUCCGUCAUCCAACUUGAUGGAGACUCCAAGGUCGCUUUGGUCUUCGGUCAAAUGAACGAGCCCCCCGGAGCCCGUGCCCGUGUUGCUCUUACUGGUUUGACUGUAGCUGAAUACUUCAGAGACGAAGAAGGACAAGAUGUUUUGCUCUUCAUUGAUAACAUUUUCAGAUUCACCCAAGCUGGUUCUGAAGUGUCUGCUCUACUCGGUCGUAUUCCUUCUGCUGUCGGUUACCAACCUACUCUCGCCGUCGACAUGGGUCUCAUGCAAGAACGUAUUACCACCACCACCAAGGGUUCCAUUACCUCCGUCCAAGCUGUCUACGUACCAGCUGAUGAUUUGACUGAUCCUGCCCCUGCUACUACCUUCGCCCAUUUGGACGCCACCACUGUCUUGUCCCGUGGUAUCUCUGAGUUGGGUAUUUACCCAGCUGUCGAUCCCCUUGACUCCAAAUCCCGUAUGUUGGAUCCCCGUGUUGUCGGACAAGAUCACUACGAUACCGCCACCCGUGUCCAACAAAUGUUGCAAGAGUACAAGUCCCUCCAAGAUAUCAUUGCCAUUCUUGGUAUGGAUGAAUUGUCGGAAGCUGAUAAGUUGACUGUCGAGCGUGCCCGUAAAUUGCAAAGAUUCUUGUCUCAACCAUUCACUGUCGCACACGUUUUCACUGGUAUCGAAGGUGUUCUCGUUGACUUGAAGACCACAAUCGCCAGUUUCAAAUCUAUCAUGAACGGAGAGGGUGAUGAUUUGCCAGAAGGUGCUUUCUAUAUGGUUGGUGACUUUGCAUCAGCACGUGCAAAGGGAGAGAAGAUUCUCGCAGAUUUGGAGAAAUAG